This is a messenger RNA of Paramormyrops kingsleyae, 2566 nucleotides long. Its product is annotated as protein FAM107B. NCBI's taxonomy places the organism in Eukaryota, Metazoa, Chordata, Actinopteri, Osteoglossiformes, Mormyridae. The record is from RefSeq and is a predicted model, not a curated record.
GUCCGCCGUGCACAUAGUGGUUAGCUUGGUAAUCUUCUUUCAAGGGCACAAGAACCUCCCCUUAAGGGAGCCUGUGUGCUGUCUUGUUAAGCUACUGCUCUGCCUCUGUCUCCCUGGAAAGCUGUUAGCUGAUAUGCUGCCCUGCCGCGCUAUGGAACAGGUCUUUGGAAGUCGCAGGGGGUGACAAUGAACUGCACCCACUCAUUCAGACCAUCGCAGUGCAGAGACUCCCAGGCUGCCAGCUGAGCUGCGUCACCAUCACACCACGCCACAAGGUCUGCAGAUACUGCAGUGUGUAGGUCAGCCGUGGGAGUCUAGCAGCUGCGGGGAGUCACAAAGCUUUCAAAGAAGGAAGCUACUGGCUUUGCUGCUCUACGGGCUUUGUGCAGUGUGCCACAGUGGCCCUGCUGGUGGUAUUCGAGUUCCUGAUGGCCUAACCAGAGAGGGAAGUGGGACGUAUGUAAUAAAACAGCUCCACACUUCCUUGCAGUAAAUGUAUUAAUCUUGUAGACUUUAAAAGUUCAUUAUGAAAAUAGUUCUCAAAUAAAAUUAGCUACUGGAAAAAAAUGAAAAGAAACUGUAUGACUAUCAGGUAUAAUGUCUACAUAUAUGAGUGUGAAGCAAAAUAUACUUAUAACAAGAUUAAAAUGCAAUAAUCACUAGAGAGAUCUGCACUGGAUCAGCAAAAUCUUAAUACAGUAAUUCUUAAGAAUUCUUAAGAAAAUGUUAAAGGACAACUUUGGUUCACACUGAGCCCAAACAGCUGCAGUAUCCCUUAGCUUGUGCAGUUAGACUGAGUUUCCAGUUUCAUCCAUUAGUCCUAAUGUUUAAGUUCAAUAAUUUUAUUCUUGUAAAUCAUACAAGUCCAUUCACGCACAUGCAUAGGUGUUUUAUAUGUGUUUUAGAAUUAUACAAUCACUUACGUAAAUUCUUUAUUCAGUGGUAGAAUAACACAGCUGUUUUGGGAACGUGAGUAAGUCACAACAUCACCGGAAGUGACAGAGCAGUUAGAAGUAACUCUGUCAGCCCCAGGACAGCACCUGGGCCUCUACCUCAGAGUUCAUCAGGCUCGGCCAUGGAGUCGCCUGGGGGACUAGCCCACCGACCCAAAAGGACAUUUGGGUCUACGGCGGAACCCCCCCGCUACCAGGACCUGCACCGGGAGCUGCUUCUCACUCACAAACGGGGAUUGUCUUCAGGGGCCAAGCCAGAGCUCCAGCAGCGCCUGGAGCAGCGGCGACUGAAUCAGCACCGGGAGCAGGAGCAGGCGUUGCAGCCACUCUCUGAUCUGGAGCAGGAGCUGCAGAAACGACAGAAGAAAAUGCAGCAGGAUGAGCUGGAAGCGAUGAAGAGCAGGCAGGACCAGGAGAAUGCUCCAGAGUUUGUGCGUGUCAAGGAGAAGCUACGCCAUAUCCAGCUGUCUGAGCAAUAAUGCCCCCAGAAUCCCAUAAUACCCUGACAACUGCUGACAUCACAACCACUGGCCUGCUCAAAAAAAUGUCUCCUUAUGGUAUUAGUGGCGGACCCUGACAGGGGUAAGAUGGGCAGUGACCCAGGGCAGCGUCCUACGAGGGGGCGGCAACUUAGCAAACCGCUGGCGUCAAACUGCCACCAAUUUUACAGAUUACAUGUGGGGGGUGCCAGGAGUAAAGCUUGCCUGAAGGCCAAGUCAUACUUUACUUUUCCGACGUGCGCUUUCAGUUGCAUGGGGGACAUAACGUAAAUAUCGUCAUCAGGGCUUGGCUGCGGUCGUGGCACGUGUAGACCAUAUUUUUAUAUCUAGCGGAAAACUUGCGCGUCGACUGCGCAUGUGCAAGAUAAUUGACUAGGUAUAUCUAGUAGGUAGGAAAAAACUUUCCCCUUUCAAUUUGUUCAGCUCAAAACAAUAAAUAUCAAUUGUUCUGGAAAGCUAUUUUCAUCUAUAUUUGUUUAAGAUUAAUGAUAUAUUACUACGGAGCCCCUAAGAGGUCAGGGUUUUUUUUAUGGUUUUACGUUCCCUCGCAAUAGUUUUCGGGUUCUAAUAAUAACAGUACUGUGUCAGUUUAAGGUACAAAGCUUAGAAUUAAUUGACUAAUAAAUAUAAACCUAGACGAUACAUGUCCAGUGUAGUAUAUAGGAUCGCAAAACUAUUUCAUCACAAGAAUCGAAUAGUACUUCCAAUGAGAAACGUGAUCGGGCAGAGGUAAAUGUUAAACAUAUUUACUUACAAACUUUGUUAGACAAAUCCUACACAGUUAAGCAGAUUUACAAAAGAAAGUUAUGUUUAUAGUGUUAAAAACCUGAGAACACCUGCAACUUGCGGUUUUAAACCGUAUCUCCUGCUUUUGCGUAAGCUUCAUUCAGACCUAGGAGACGACAUCGGCCCUUUACUGGUCUGGAGGAAUAUCUUUGCAGUACGAAUGCGCCGACCGCAACCAUCCACAAACUGCGGCGCGGACAACCGUCUCAAGACCGGAAGCGCACGAAAGCGGAACUAGACGCCACGUGGGCUUCCACCAGUACUGUGUGACAUAACAGCUGGGGGCGUGCAUUUGCAGCAUCAAACUUUUUCCUGCUGACCUCAUAA